AGAAAAGAAGUUGUGCAAUGAGCAUCGUUGAUGAUAACGGUGUUGCUGAAUUCCCAGCUGGUUUGAAGGUUCUUAUAGUUGAUGAUGAUAAAACAUGUCUCCUGGUACUGGAAAGAAUGCUUCGAAAGUUAUUAUAUCAAGUUACCAAGUGUGAGCACGGGAGUGAUGCCCUUGCUUUGCUUCGUGAGAAAAACAACAGAUUUGAUAUUGUCAUAUGUGAUUUACAUAUGCCUGACAUUCAUGGACUCGAGCUUAUUGAGAUCAUUGUUUCAGAGAUGGACUUGCCGGUCGUUAUGAUGUCUUCGGAUGAAAGACAAGGAGUUAUUAUGAAGGGUAUAGUCAAAGGAGCUUGUGAUUUUUUGGUGAAACCAGUUCGCAUGGAGUCUAUUAGUCUCAUUUGGCAGCAUGUGGUUCGCAAGAAGAUACGUUUGUUUGCAGAAUUUCAGCAGCCUGGCAUUGACAACAUUAACUUUGACAGGUUAAGCCUAUUACAGCUGUCUAAUGAUGCUUCCGCCACCGCUAAUCGAAACAUCCCGGCCAUAGAUAAAAGAAGUCUGCAAUGCUUGAAACGGAGGAGCGAAGAUUCAUCUAAUGAUGGAGAAUCCUCCGACGAAGCGACGAACUGGAAGAAACCGAGGGUGGUUUGGACACAGGAGCUCCAUGAGUUGUUUGUUACUGCUGUGAAUCAACUUGGACAUGGCGAUGAUGUUCCUAAGAAAAUUUUGGAGCGUAUGCAAGCUAUGAAUGUAACUUAUCUUACAAGAGCCAAUAUUGCCAGUCAUCUUCAGAAAUAUCGCAUGCAUCUUCAGAAAGAAAGUGCACGAUCGGCUGGUAACAGAGAUCUCAAUGCCUACCAACAAUUCCAUCCCACACCUACACCCACAGCCGCAUCUUCAUAUCCGCUUCCACAGGAAAAUCUUGCAAAUGGAGAUGUUUUAAGUACAGUUCCAAGUCAAGUUGAUAGAGGGAACAAUAUUUUCGACUUGAAUAUUGUUUCCCAAUUGAGUCACGGUCUACAAACCGAUGCCUCCUUGUAUUAUCCUUGUCGACCGAACUCGUUAUACCAUAAUGAUUUUCCUCCUAGUGAUGGUGUUGUCAUCUCAAAGGAAGAAAAUCUGCAGUGUACUGCAGGAACAGUCACAGAGCUUUCAAACCCAUUUUCAGCUGCUGACGAAAUUAUCUAUGAUCCCUCGUUUUUGCAAGAGGAGGUUGCACUUGUUGGACUUCAACCUAACAUGGGUGGAUACCUCCCGCGCAGUUCUAAUUACUUUGGUUUGACACAAAGUUAG
Messenger RNA from Hibiscus syriacus, 1289 nucleotides. RefSeq names its product two-component response regulator ORR21-like. The record is from RefSeq and is a predicted model, not a curated record. Gene Ontology annotation, biological process: cytokinin-activated signaling pathway; phosphorelay signal transduction system. The transcript has 6 exons. Bases 18 to 1289 code for a protein of 423 amino acids. NCBI's taxonomy places the organism in Eukaryota, Viridiplantae, Streptophyta, Magnoliopsida, Malvales, Malvaceae. Gene Ontology annotation, molecular function: DNA binding.